This is a messenger RNA of Aspergillus melleus, 3258 nucleotides long. Its product is annotated as condensin subunit BRN1. The transcript has 3 exons. Gene Ontology annotation, molecular function: chromatin binding. Gene Ontology annotation, biological process: mitotic chromosome condensation. Gene Ontology annotation, cellular component: condensin complex. The record is from RefSeq and is a predicted model, not a curated record. Lineage: Eukaryota; Fungi; Ascomycota; Eurotiomycetes; Eurotiales; Aspergillaceae. The coding region runs from base 289 to 2910 and encodes 873 amino acids.
CAGACACCAGAUGGGACUAGCGGCUGCGCUGUGGGCGACUCUGCGGCGCCGUAUGUUUUUGUUGAUUUCCUGCUUCAAAGGGAAACAAAAACCGUCGGCAAAGUGGCGCAUCGCAACCGCAUCGUUGAGUUCUUACGCAACUCGCCUACCCCUCUCCAAAUGAGAAGGUUUCUUGACCGCCAUCUAAUCUUCUUCCGCUAAACCUGUUGAAUCAUCUUCGUUACACCGCUGAGGAAGGGAUACAGCGAGUGUUGAAUCAGCCCUUGCUGCUAGGGGAAAUCGUUCACAAUGCCCCGCGUCGCAAACCCCAAGCAUCGCCGCUCCGGCGGCGCUUCAACCCCCCACAAGAACUCGCCGUUAAAAAUUCCUCUCAACGAUGACUUGGGCGAGAAGGCGGCCCGCAUGGAGGCCCGUCAAGCGCGCCAUGACCGACAAAUGGAUCAGAUUAAGGCCGCCGUGAAAACACCCAUGCCCCCGCGCAGGUAUUCGAACUAUGACCGCGCAUCUAGUAUGAGUCCUGCUACUCCCCGAGGGUCAGGCCAUCGAGGACGAGAUAACGAUGCAGACGGCCGAAGAGCUGUGACCCCGAUGAAGCGUGUCCCAAUCCUGGCUAAUUUCGAGGAAUGGAUGAAGAUGGCAACCGACAACAAGAUUAAUGCGAAUAAUUCGUGGAAUUUUGCUCUCAUCGACUACUUUCAUGACAUGUCCCUCCUGAAAGAAGGCGAUGGCGUGAAUUUCCAAAAGGCCAGCUGCACCUUGGACGGCUGCGUGAAAAUUUAUACGAGCAGAGUUGAUAGCGUUGCUACAGAAACUGGAAAACUUCUCAGUGGUCUGGCCGAUAGUCGCGAUAAGAAGGCCCGCGAGGCUGGUGCGGAGGGGGAGGAGGUCGACGACGAGGACGAGGAAGGCGAGGAAGGCACAACGAGAAAGAGCCGGCGAAAGCAACGCUCCCAUGAGGCCACAUUGGCACCCUCUUUUGCUGCCCUUCAACUCAAGAAGUUUGAGCUUGAAUUCUCGGUCGAUCCACUAUUCAAAAAAGCAUCCGCAGACUUUGAUGAAGGUGGCGCCAAAGGAUUGCUUCUGAACCAUUUGGCAAUCGACGGUCAAGGGCGCAUAGUAUUCGAUAGCAGCGACGAUGCUACCGAGGAAAGCCCGAAAGAGACGGAAAGUGCGCGCCAGGAUACAGAAGACCCCGAUCGACCGGACUCUCCUUCCCCUUCGAGACAAUCCCCUGGCGAAGUGUUCGAGGACAGUAUGGACAUCGACAUCGGCCCUCUAGCCAGCCAUUUCUUCCCCGACCUAGAGCGACUUGAGGAGCAAGACAUUUGUCCUUCGCUGAAGAAUUUUGACCUUGGAGAUCCGAGUGGAUCCUUGGACAUCCCCUUCCUCAAGGCGCCCGAAGAUUGGCGAAAUGAAAAGGAGCAAGGUCGCAACGUCAAUGACGCAUCUGGAAUCAUGCUCGAUGAUGAUAAUGCUGUAGGUUUCGAUGACGAUGACGAUGCGACUUUGGCUGGCUUCGACCUCACUGGGGAUGCAGGCUUCGGAGAUGGUGGAGAAGUAUGGGCUCGUGAAGCCGCACUUGAGCCAAUGCUUAAGGUCCAUCGGGUAGAUCGAGACGGUGAUGAGAACCAAGAUGGCGAAGAAAUCGACAACGAUGAUGCAUAUGCCAUAUCUCUUACUCAUCAGCCGGAUACUCGAGAUCACGAGAAUAUUCUCAGUUAUUUUGACAAUGCCUUGCAGAAGAACUGGGCUGGGCCAGAGCACUGGAAAAUCCGAAAAAUCAAGGAGCAUGCGGCCGCUAACACCGCGAAUGUGGCGCCAAAACAACGCAAAGAGAAGGAACCCUUUGAGAUCGACUUCGGUGCGCCUUUAGAUCCGUCUGUGGCUGAACUGAUUUACACUCCAGCUAGCUCCAACUCCACGAUCUCCCUGCCCAAAACGCAAUGGAAAACCAAAGGUCGCAACCUCCUUCCUGACGACAAACAUUUCAACUCACGCCAACUACUUCGCCUUUUCCUAAAGCCUAAAGCUAGAAUGGGCUCUAAGAAACUGUUGGGGUCACGGCAGUUCAGCAAUAGACGCCCGGACCAGACCUCGGGCAAUGGAGACAUGGACGAGGCAUUCUGGGCGAAUCAUAAAACCGAAGCCGACGCAGAGCCUGGUGAGGAAGGUGCUCCCGGAGCGUAUGAUGCCAACUUCUUUGCAGAUGAUGACGGUCUUGCGUUCCCGAAUGGCAUCGAUUUGGGUGACGAUGACGACGACAAUCUACCGUUUGCAGACGCCAGGGAGAUGUUAUCUCCACCAGCUGAUGGGGCUGCAGGGCCGUCAGCUGGGGAGGCGGGCGGCGCUUCAGGUCUGGCGGCACUCCUCAACAUGGUCGGGUCAACCCCUGGCUCGGCCCUCCAAAAUGGCGCCGGCGGAUUUGGGUCGCAACUUGUAACACAAGGUGGUCGAAGAGCAAGACCUGAUUAUGUGGCCUACGCACGGGUUGCGAAGAAGGUCGACGUGCGACGUCUCAAAUUGGAGAUGUGGAAGGGUAUGGGUGACCGAUUAAUCGCUGCCACACACUUUGAUGCUCCUCACGAAAGCACUGUCAAUAGCCCUCCGGAGCCCUCUCAACCCGACGCAACGCCAACACCCACACCCACAUCCCAGGACAAGGUUGCUGACGAAGAGAACAAUCGAUUACGCUUCACCCAUGUCAUGAACUCCUUAAAACAAGUCUAUGCUCCGGAUACAUUGCGGGACAUUAGUACCUCAUAUGGGUUCAUUUGUCUGCUUCAUCUGGCCAAUGAACAAGGGCUUGUCUUGCACAAUGAUGACCGUCCUGGUGGUGACGGCGAAGCUAGAUUGGAAGAAAUCUUCGUCGUGAGAGAUGCCAACGCAGUCAUCGAAGAAGGAGCUAUAUAACAUUGUAUAUCAUGGAUGAAGGCAUCUGCUCCCUUGUUUUAAUGGUCAUGUUAUGCUCUAUGAGGUAUGCUGUAUGGGUUGGAGUUUACGCAGGCUCUCAAUAUGUGCCGUGGGCGGAGUUUGUAGGGUCGUUCGUUUCUCUGUCGUGAUGGAUGGCGUUUGGUCGGGCCGUUUGAAUGGCUCCUUCGAUUUAUUUAUUUACCUAUGUUUUUCUCUUCAGUUUUGGGCUGGGGGCACAGUCCUGUGCUCGAUUGGCUCGAUUUCUCAUGUACCUGUUUUAUCUUUCGGGUUUAACACUUCCUCUCCGAAGGCCGUACAUAACUACAUGCAAUUUCUGUUUCUUUGAUG